Molecule: messenger RNA, 2386 nt
Organism: Corythoichthys intestinalis (scribbled pipefish)
Lineage: Eukaryota; Metazoa; Chordata; Actinopteri; Syngnathiformes; Syngnathidae
Product: eukaryotic initiation factor 4A-I-like
Exons: 11
Coding region: 91-1305 (404 amino acids)
Molecular function (GO): RNA binding; RNA helicase activity; ATP binding
Source: RefSeq, a predicted model, not a curated record
UGAAUGACGGCCGUCUCGUCCAAUGAGAAAGCUUCGUUGUGCCGACGACGUAUAUAAGACAAUUUCGCCGUUCUUUCUUUCUUUGUGAUAAUGUCGGCUGUCAACGAUAAUAGAGACAAUGGCCCAGAAGGCAUGGAGCCGGAUGGCGUCAUCGAGAGCAACUGGAAUGACAUUGUGGACAGUUUUGAUGAUAUGAACCUGCGUGAGGAUUUGCUGCGAGGAAUUUACGCCUAUGGUUUUGAAAAGCCUUCUGCCAUCCAACAGAGGGCCAUUCUUCCUUGUAUCAAGGGUUAUGACGUGAUUGCGCAGGCCCAGUCUGGCACCGGCAAGACUGCCACAUUUGCCAUUUCUAUUCUUCAACAGAUUGAUGUGACGCUGAAAGGCACCCAGGCUCUGGUCCUGGCUCCCACCAGGGAGUUGGCUCAACAGAUCCAGAAGGUGGUGCUGUCUCUAGGCGACUACAUGGGCGCCAGUUGCCACGCUUGCAUCGGCGGGACCGACAUCCGCUCCGAGGUCCAAAAGCUGCAGUGCGAGUCCCCUCACAUUGUGGUGGGGACCCCCGGCCGUGUCUUUGACAUGUUGAGCCGUAGGAACAUCUCUUCUAAAUUCAUUAAAAUGUUCGUGCUGGAUGAGGCUGACGAGAUGCUGAGCCGAGGCUUCAAGGACCAGAUCUACGAGAUUUUCCAGAAACUGCCCGGCAGCACGCAGGUCGUCCUUCUUUCGGCCACCAUGCCGACCGACGUUUUGGAGGUCACUAAGAAAUUCAUGCGCGAACCCAUUCGCAUCCUGGUCAAACGAGAGGAGCUGACUCUCGAGGGUAUCCGCCAGUUCUACGUCAACGUGGAGAAAGAGGAGUGGAAACUGGACACCUUAUGCGACCUGUACGAGACUCUGACCAUCACCCAGGCGGUCAUCUUCAUCAACACGAGGAGAAAAGUGGACUGGCUCACCGAGAAAAUGCAGUCCAGGGACUUCACCGUUUCCGCUAUGCACGGUGAAAUGGACCAGAAAGAGCGCGACUUGAUCAUGAGGGAGUUCCGUUCCGGCUCCAGUCGAGUCCUCAUCACCACUGACUUGCUGGCUCGCGGUAUCGACGUGCAACAAGUCUCGCUGGUCAUCAAUUAUGACCUGCCGACCAACAGGGAAAACUACAUCCACAGGAUCGGUCGCGGCGGACGUUUCGGCAGAAAAGGAGUGGCCAUCAACAUGGUGACCGACGACGACAAGCGGAUCCUGCGGGAUAUCGAGACCUUCUACAACACCACCAUUGAGGAGAUGCCCAUGAAUGUGGCUGAUCUUUUCUAAAGAGAAAAGAGCAAAAUCCAUACGCCCCCGGUUCCCUUCACUGUUUAAAAAAACGAGAAAAAAAGGCCAAAUUUUGGUUGGAAUUCCCAAACUUGACUGACUCCUGCAAGGGAAGGAAGACCAUUUCCCCUCAAUUUUUUUGGCUUGGCAUGCUUAACACUGUUUGCCAUGUAGUCUCACUGAAAAUUGAUAUAAAUAUGGACAUUCCAGUUUUUUGGGGUGCUAAUUUGCAUCCACUUGAUGUUUUUAACCUGGACCCCACACCCUGAGCCCACAUCCAAAAAGCACAAACAUUGUGACGCGGACGAAACGCUAGCUAGCAUCUACGAGGCCACAUCUUGAAACAUUUGCUGUGAUUGUUGGUAGGAACGCAAACAGUGUUAAGGAGACCUCAAGUGUACGUAACGCCAUCUUUAAACUUGCAUCUUUUGGGGGGGCUACAAGUAAACACAGGGCAUGUUCAAUAAAAAGACCUGUAUAGUAAAAUCAACUUUGAUCGUUUGGAGCCUCUUAACUGCUGUUUUAUACUCUAGAACAGGAGCGGGGGCCAGAAAACGCACAGAAAAAAUGGAAAGAACACUUUCCAUUUCUAGCAGCAUUAAUGUACACUUUUUUUGUUUUGUUUUUUUGGGCCAGUCAGUGGAGGACGGCGGCCCUGUGGAUGUUCACGGUGAGUUCAGUCCGUGCUGGUUGGUUCUUUUUUUAAAAUGUAUUUUAGUUAGCAUAUCCACUCCAUUUUGUAGUUUCUGUAUUUGAAGUGUUACAUUGAUUUUCUAUUCAGAUGGUGGCCACUUUGUGUGAUCUACCUCAACAAAAAAUGUGGGUGGGUGUUUGGUGUUGUGAAAGGACCAAACUUGCAGUUUAGAGAUUCCACAGCCUCCUUAAAACUUACCUGGAGGACAUCUUUAUUUUUUUCCCGGAGGUGUAUGGUGUUUUUUUUUCUUGUUUUUGUUUUAAAAAUAUUGAAUUGUUAACCUUUUUUGAGACAGAAACAGUGUAUCAAAAUUUUCUACAUUGGAUUCUGUAUAGUAUUUAUUUUAUUGGUCUUUAAAGAAAAUAAUAAAGGAUGCUCCUUUUAUAA